AUGGUAACAUUAUUCACACAUCUCUUCCUCCUAUUCCUUCUCACAACCGCGGCCUCGCCGGAAUAUACCCGUCCAGGUCCUCGUCCACUCGUUCUCCGGCAGCAUAGCGGGUCCGAUUCGGACCCUCAACAGGUACACGUGUCACUGUCGGGAAAAGGGUACAUUAGGGUUUCAUGGAUUACUUCAGAUAAAAAUGUCCAGCCAACAGUUCAGUACGGAAAGACACGUGGGAAAUACAAUUUGUCUGCCACCGGAGAGAUUACUUCCUACCAUUACUUGUUUUACAAGUCAGGACAAAUUCACCACGUGAGAAUUGGGCCGUUGGAUCCAGGCACCACUUAUUACUACAGAUGCGGCGGCUCUGGCCCAGAGUUCCAUUUCCGUACGCCACCGUCGGCUUUUCCGGUCGAAUUCGCCGUUGCCGGAGACCUAGGUCAAACAGAAUGGACAGUAUCAACCUUAUCCCACAUCGGUGCACGUGACUACGACGUACUUCUUCUCCCGGGAGACCUAUCCUACGCCGACAUGGAUCAACCGCUAUGGGACUCGUUCGGCCGCCUGGUCGAGCCCUACGCGAGCACUAGGCCAUGGAUGGUCACUCAGGGUAACCACGAGGUCGAAACCCUCCCAGUCGUUUACCGCAACGCUUUCAUGGCCUACAACACGAGGUGGCUAAUGCCCUACCGAGCGAGUAAGUCCACAUCGAACUUGUACUACUCGUUCGAAGUGGCCGGGGCCCACAUCAUCAUGCUCGGGUCCUACGCGGACUUCUAUAUCGGCUCGGACCAGUACAGGUGGCUGAAAGCUGACGUGGCGAGCAUCGAUAGGAGGAGGACGCCGUGGGUGUUUGCGUUGUUGCAUGCGCCGUGGUACAAUUCUAACUUUGCGCAUAGGGGUGAGGGAGAAGCCAUGAGGGUGGCCAUGGAGGAGGUUUUGUACAAGGCGCGAGUCGAUGCGGUGUUUACGGGGCAUGUUCAUGCGUACGAGAGAUUCACUAGGGUUUAUAAUAACAAGGCUGAUGUGUGUGGUCCAGUGCAUGUGACCAUUGGUGAUGGAGGAAACAGAGAAGGGCUUGCUAAUUCGUUCGAAAAUCCGAGACCUUCGAUAUCGGUUUACAGGGAACCAAGCUUCGGACAUGCGCGGUUGAGGGUAUUCAAUAGCACGCAUGCUCAUUGGUCUUGGCACCGCAACAACGACACCGGCUCUUUCGUGGCCGAUGAGUUAUGGCUCGAAAGCUUGGCCGCCUCCAAAGCCUGCAAGCCGAUUAGGGUUCCGUCCAAAUCUCAAAAUGAAGAACCCUAAGUCUUGGUCAUAAAUCCGAUGCUAGAUCUUUAUAAUGGAAUAAUAAUAACGUGUAUUACGGAGACUGAGGAAGAGUAUGAAUCCAAAUACAAUCUUUGGCCAAAAUGAAAAUUCAGAUUCGUCUCUAGAAAUGCUAACUUUGCGUUCCAUGAUUUAUCUUUU
This is a messenger RNA of Erythranthe guttata (spotted monkey flower), 1464 nucleotides long. Its product is annotated as purple acid phosphatase 22. NCBI's taxonomy places the organism in Eukaryota, Viridiplantae, Streptophyta, Magnoliopsida, Lamiales, Phrymaceae. Gene Ontology annotation, molecular function: metal ion binding; acid phosphatase activity. The record is from RefSeq and is a predicted model, not a curated record.